AUGUGCAUGUGCGUGUGCGGCGUGGGGAGCUGGUGUGUGGGCGCAGAGGCGGUCGUAGCUCCAGCCCAACGUCAGCGAAACUCCAGCGGCUGUGGGCUGUCCAUCCUCCCGCUCCAGCAUCCUCCAGUCCCGUCUAUGGUGGUGACUGACGAGGCAGCCAAGAUGUCCCGGACCGACGAGGUGCACCGCAUCACGGAGAAUGUGUACAAGACCAGAGACUGUAACUUGUGA
Messenger RNA from Knipowitschia caucasica, 231 nucleotides. Lineage: Eukaryota; Metazoa; Chordata; Actinopteri; Gobiiformes; Gobiidae. The record is from the annotation of a GenBank genome assembly.